Molecule: messenger RNA, 5006 nt
Organism: Erinaceus europaeus (western European hedgehog)
Lineage: Eukaryota; Metazoa; Chordata; Mammalia; Eulipotyphla; Erinaceidae
Gene: LGR4
Product: leucine rich repeat containing G protein-coupled receptor 4
Exons: 18
Coding region: 468-3320 (950 amino acids)
Biological process (GO): G protein-coupled receptor signaling pathway
Cellular component (GO): plasma membrane
Molecular function (GO): protein binding; G protein-coupled receptor activity; protein-hormone receptor activity
Source: RefSeq, a predicted model, not a curated record
GGCUGGGGCUGGGGCUGGGGCUGGGGCUGGGGCUGGGGCUGGGGCUGGGGCUGGGGCUGGGGCUGGGGCUGGGGCUGGUGCCGGUGCCGGCAUGGCUGAAGGCUGCGCUCCGCAACCUUGAAGAGCGACUGCGGCAGGAGGCAGGGUCUGGGGAGGCGGGUGCGAUGGCAGAGCGCGGCCCCCGCCGCUGCGCCCAGCCGAGUCUGCUGGCCUGAGCCGCUGGAGGAGUGGGGCUGCCUCUGCGCUUCCAUGGAGCAGCGGGAAGGGCGAGACUCCGCAGCGCGGCGUUCCUGCGCUGCCGCGGCGGACUGUUGAAGGGGCCGAGCCCGCGCGAUCACCGACCAAGGAGCCCCCGCCCCAGCCCGCAGGCCCGCGGAUCGGCGCGGCGGGGUCCGUCAGAGGGCGGCGGAGGCGCGCGGAGCGAGCGGCGCCGGGGGGAGAGGCCGGCGCGGGAGGCGGCCGCAGCAAUGCCGGGCCCGCUGGGGCUGCUCUGCUUCUUCGCCCUGGGGCUGCGCGGCUCGGCCGAACCCAGCGGCGCGGCGCCGCCUCUGUGCGCGGCGCCCUGCAGCUGCGACGGCGACCGUCGGGUGGACUGCUCCGGGAAGGGGCUGACUGCCGUGCCGGAGGGGCUGAGCGCCUUCACUCUAGCACUGGAUAUCAGUAUGAACAACAUUACUCAAUUACCAGAAGAUGCAUUUAAGAACUUCCCUUUUUUAGAAGAACUACGAUUGGCUGGCAACGACCUUUCUUUUAUCCACCCAAAGGCCUUGUCUGGGUUGAAAGAACUCAAAGUUCUAACCCUCCAGAACAACCAGUUGAAAACAGUACCUAGUGAAGCCAUCCGUGGACUGAGUGCUUUGCAGUCUUUACGUUUAGAUGCCAACCAUAUUACCUCAGUCCCGGAGGACAGCUUUGAGGGACUUGCGCAGUUGCGACACUUGUGGCUGGAUGAUAACAGUUUGACAGAGGUGCCAAUGCAUCCCCUCAGCAAUCUUCCCACUCUGCAGGCACUGACCUUGGCUCUCAAUAAAAUCUCAAGCAUCCCUGACUUUGCAUUCACUAACCUAUCAAGUUUGGUGGUUUUGCAUCUUCAUAACAAUAAAAUUAAGAGCCUGGGUCGACACUGUUUUGAUGGACUAGAUAACUUGGAGACCUUGGACUUGAAUUAUAACAACCUGGUAGAAUUUCCUCAGGCUAUCAAAGCCCUUCCUAGCCUAAAAGAACUGCUAUUUCAUAGUAACUCUAUUUCUGUUAUUCCUGAUGGAGCAUUUGAUGGUAAUCCACUAUUAAGAACUAUACAUUUGUAUGAUAAUCCAUUAUCAUUUGUGGGGAACUCAGCAUUUCACAAUUUAUCUGACCUGCAUUCUUUGGUCAUUCGUGGUGCAGGCAUGGUACAACGCUUCCCCAAUUUGACUGGAACUGUCCAUUUGGAGAGCUUGACCUUGACAGGCACAAAAGUAAGCAGCAUAUCUAGUAAUUUAUGCCAAGAACAGAAGAUGCUUAGGACUUUGGACUUGUCUUAUAACAACAUAAAAGACCUUCCAAGCUUUGAUGGUUGCCAUGCUCUGGAAGAAAUUUCUUUGCAGCGUAAUCAGAUCCACCAAGUAAAGGAAGGCACCUUUCAAGGCCUGAUAUCUCUUAGGAUUCUAGAUCUGAGUAGAAAUCUGAUCCAUGAAAUCGACAGCAGAGCUUUUGCCAGGCUUGGGUCAAUAACUAACCUAGAUCUCAGUUUCAAUGAACUAACUACAUUUCCUACGGAAGGCUUAAGUGGGCUAAAUCAAUUGAAACUUGUGGGUAACUUCAAAAUGAAAGAAGCCUUAUCAGCAAAAGACUUUGUUAAUCUGAGGUCUUUAUCUGUACCAUAUGCUUAUCAGUGCUGUGCAUUUUGGGGUUGUGACUCUUACGCACAUGCAAACACAGAAGAUAACAGUCUCCAGGACCACAGUGUGGCAAAGGACAAAGGUCUCACCAAUUUGGCAGCUGUCACAAGCAGUGCUGAAAAUGAAGAACAUAGUCAAGUGAUUAUCCAUUGUACACCCUCUACAGGUGCCUUUAAGCCUUGUGAAUAUUUGCUUGGAAGUUGGAUGAUUCGUCUUACUGUCUGGUUCAUUUUCUUGGUUGCAUUGUUUUUCAACCUGCUGGUGAUUUUAACAACAUUUGCAUCUUGUACUACACUGCCUUCCUCCAAGAUGUUCAUAGGCCUGAUUUCUGUGUCUAAUUUAUUCAUGGGAGCUUAUACAGGCAUCUUGACUUUUCUGGAUGCGGUAUCCUGGGGUAGAUUUGCUGAAUUUGGUAUUUGGUGGGAGAUUGGCAAUGGCUGUAAAAUAGCAGGGUUUAUUGCAGUUUUCUCCUCAGAAAGUACCACUUUUUUGUUAAUGUUAGCAGCUGUUGAAAGAAGUAUAUCUGCAAAAGAUAUGGUGAAAAAUGGGAAAAGUAAUCACCUCAGACAGUUCCAGAUUGCUGUUCUUUUUGCAUUUCUGGGAGCAGCAGUAGCAGGGUGUUUCCCACUUUUUGGAGGGGAGUAUUCUGCAUCACCUCUGUGCUUGCCAUUUCCCACAGGAGAAACCCCAUCGUUAGGAUUCACUGUAACUUUAGUAUUAUUGAACUCACUAGCAUUUUUAUUAAUGGCCAUUAUCUACACUAAACUUUACUGCAACUUGGAAAAAGAGGACCUUUCAGAGAACACACAGUCCAGCAUGAUUAAGCACGUGGCUUGGCUCAUCUUCACCAAUUGUAUCUUUUUCUGCCCUGUUGCAUUUUUCUCAUUUGCGCCACUGAUCACUGCAAUCUCUAUCAGUCCUGAAAUAAUGAAGUCUGUGACUCUGAUAUUUUUCCCAUUACCUGCUUGCCUAAAUCCAGUCCUGUAUGUUUUUUUCAACCCAAAGUUUAAAGAAGACUGGAAGUUACUGAAGCGACAUAUUACCAAGAAAAGUGGAUCGGUUUCAGUUUCCAUCAGUAGCCAAGCUGGUUGUGUGGAACAGGAUUUCUAUUAUGACUGUGGCAUGUACUCACAUUUGCAGGGCAACCUGACCGUGUGUGACUGCUGUGAAUCCUUUCUUUUGACAAAACCAAUAUCAUGCAAACAUUUAAUAAAAUCUCACAGCUGUCCUGCCUUGGCAGUAGGUUCUUGCCAAAGACUAGAUGGCUAUUGGUCUGAUUGUGGCACACAAUCGGCCCACUCUGAUUAUGCAGAUGAAGAAGAUUCCUUUGUCUCAGACAGUUCUGACCAGGUACAGGCUUGUGGGCGAGCCUGCUUCUAUCAGAGUCGAGGAUUCCCUUUGGUGCGCUAUGCUUAUAAUCUACCAAGAGUCAAAGAUUGAGUUAAUGUAGUUGUGACUGUUUCCCCCAUCAACCAGAAACCCCAUUGUCUAUAAAAUGAACCCUCAUCUGACUCUUCGUCAUCUGGGAAGCACUUCUGUGAUCACUGCCUGGUGACACUCAGAAGAAGGAGAUGGUGGCAGUUUAUUUCUUAAACCUGACAUUUUCAAAGAACAAGUGCCUAUCAGCUGGUGUAAAACACAACACAGUGUCCAAGCAAUGUGUGGUUUAUUUGAAACAAAUUUGUAACUUGAGAAAUGUUAUGUAUACCAUAGCAAUGUAACUUUGGAUCUUUUUGAGCCAUAGGAAGCAAAUUUAUACCUUUUCUGAAUUAAGUACAUGAUCAACAACACCUAAUAUUUUUAGAGAAUAUUUUAUGUGAUUUUUGUACAACUGAAGAAAAAAAUCUUGCUAAUUUUACCUAAUAUUUUAUCAUUAAUCUCAGGACAACUUACUGCAGGGCCAAAAAAGGGAUUGUCUCCCAAGUAGAACUGUGAGAAUAUGUGUAGGCAUUUUCUAUUCUGUCUUUGACAUAAUUGAAUCAUAAUUUUUUGAUUUAUAACUGAAAACAACUGAAUAUGUUUUUAAAACAAUAUUCGUAACUGUUAGAUUUAAAAAGAGUAGCCGAACAUUUGUCAGUGAUACAUUGCUUUGGUAUUAUCACAGUAAUAUUUUCCUCUGUGUUACAAUAAUACACAUAGGAAAAGGGACUAAUUCUGUUUAGUAGAUUUGACUAAUUUGAUAUGGGAUUUGAAUAGUACCUGAGGGAUUUGAUGUAAUACAUCCAUUAAUAAGCAUUCCCCGAUACCAUUGGUUCUACCAUUAUUUUCCAAAUUUUACUGGUAUGUCAUCUCUCUAAAGUUUUAAUUAUACAGAAAGAAAACUAUGUUAAAUAAUUGCAUUCAAUUGGAAGAAAUUGGGAAUAAUUUUGACACUAAGUACUUACGUCUGUUUCUCCAUGAAUUGGAUUCUCCUGAACCAGUACAAUUAUUUGGGCAUUUCCAUACAAUUUCCCUCCAAUUGUGAUUUAUGAAAGGACCUAUGUGACAGUUCACAUGAUGUGUUCUUGUGAGACAAGAAAAAUAUGUCACUAAGGGGGGGAUUAAGGAAUAAAGUUGACGCCUGUGUCUUUAAAAAAUAAGAGUUUUUAUUUAAUUUUCAUUUAUGGACUUUUUCACAUGUCACUAUGUGGAGUUAUUAUAAAAGUGUUCAUAUGUUUUUUGAGAAAUAUGGUAAAUCAGUAGCAAGCCCACUACCAUACUAGUUGUUCAGGAUAUACUAAAAGCAUUAAGCUAGGUUGCAGUUUAAUAAUUAAACUGUACAUACUGUGCAUAUAAUGAAUUUUUAUCUUAUGUAAAUUAUUUUAGAACACAAGUUGGGAAAUGUGGCUUCUGUUCAUUUUGUUUAAUUAAAGCUACCUCCUAAACUAUAGUGGCUGCCAAUAGCAGAAUGUUAAAUUGUGGUUUAUAUACAUUUUCUGCAUUGUAAAUAGUCUUGGUUGUACAUUGUCAGUGUAAUAAAAACAAAACCUUUGUAUAUCAAAAUCAUGUAGUUUGUAUAAAAUAGGAGGGAUCUAUUUACAGUGUGCUGUAAUUUUUAAGGCCUACUAUUCACAAGUUUUUUAAAUUGUUAUCAUAUUUGUAUAUUUACACAUCUGAUAAAUAUUAAAUCUUAACUUGGUGAAAAUA